Molecule: messenger RNA, 1490 nt
Organism: Drosophila virilis
Lineage: Eukaryota; Metazoa; Arthropoda; Insecta; Diptera; Drosophilidae
Source: RefSeq, a predicted model, not a curated record
CUAGAACGCAAUUGCCGGGCCGACGUUAAUUAAACUAUGUCCACAUUGGGAAUUAAGUCAUUUGAGAAUAUACGAGGAAUGGACGCAAACCUGUUUCCAAGCUCUUGGGCUUACUGGUUCGGCAACUGGUUCGCCAAUUGGUGCGGCAACUGGCUCGGCUUAAAGUUCGAUAGGCGGUUCGAUAAAAAAAAAUGAAUUCCUGUUUUAGUUCUUUUCGGUUCGGCUUCAAUCCUUGCUUAAAAUAAUUACAUAACUAUAUUUAAUAAAUUUUUAAAGUUCGUUCUGAUCAACUUGUAGUCAUUUGUAGGAUAUUAAAUGUGCAGCUGCUUUGCGAUCAGCUUGACGGGCUUGUUAAUUUUAUAAUUUUCCAAUUAGCAUGUCUGCGGGCCCAAUAAGCAUAUCAAUAUAUGCUUAGGGCCACGCCCUCCAGCUAAACUGUAAAAUGCUCCAACGCGGAAACGUUAGUUUACUUAAGCAGAAAUAGCAGAAGGUCGAAUACAGUUUUAUGUAAAACAUAAAUAAACAAUUUGUGCCCGUGUCUAAAUAUAAAUGCAUAAACUUUACUUGAGUUCAUAUAAAACAUUCACGAAUAUGACGACUGCCAUUAAAGAGCACAAAAUGCUGUUAAUUAUUGCACUAUUCAGUGUCUGUGCGACCGGAGCACAUGCUCAGUCCUAUCUGUUAACCUUGGAGAACGUUCUUACGCGCCAGCUGCCAUAUAAUCUAACGACUGUGAAUGGUACAAACGAGACGGAUCUGUUUGCCGAGCAAGUGGAUAAUAAUACAAGAAUAUUUGUCUACAAAAAUACAGUUGUUGAGCCCAACAACGAACUAUCUCAGACGGCAAUGGAUGUGAUUACCAUUGUGUGGUAUGUGGCCACAUUUCUGGCACUGGCCGCCUUCUUUAUGCUGAUGGCCUGCUCGGAUCGACGUUGUCGGGAUAUGCGUGGUCGUCAGGCGAAUGCCACGCCCAAUGAGACACAACGUGCACCGCCGACGCCGUCGCCAUCGUACAGUGAAUUCGCGCCACCGAGCUAUGAUACGGUUAUCAAAAUGCAACAUGCGGCCAAGACGAGCAUCUUUGUGAUACCCUUCAACAGUGAGGGUAAGGGCAAUGAUGAGCCGAAUGCGUCGCCCGUAUCCCCCGCACCCGCCAGUAUCUACACAAUUGAUGAGCGGCCAAAGCCGCAGAAGUGAUAAAACUUUAGCUUUUAUCCGUAUGCGGGUUGUAUAAUUAACAUCUCUGUGAUAUUUACUGUGCAUGCACCUGGUGCCACAUGCAAAAUGCCCUCGUUUUGGCCAAAAGCGAAGCGAAGCGGACAUUUUUGUAGUGCAGUGUGAAAUGUAUUAUAAUUAAAUGUAUUUUGUAGCAAUUGUUAAAGAUUAACUGUAAGCGAUAUAUAUAUAUAUUACUAUUAGUUGAAAUGUUAACAAAGACUGAAUGACAGAAUAUGCAUACAUAUUUUGCAGUAGUCCAUUUAUAUUUAGUA